AUGGAAGGCGAGGCAAUGCGCAAGUUCUUCUCGAAACGCAAAUCAGCUACAGGCCGUGUAGAUCUCCGCGGCGGUGGGCGAGACCAUUCGGCGGCGCCAGCACCCACUGAUCAAGCAUUGGUGUUAUCGUCAACAACAAAGACAAGUAUGCCAACCGAAGCAACCAAGGCCUACGGACCACUGGUACUGAGCGACCCCGAUAAGGCAGUAGUGGAUAUCGUCUUCAUCCAUGGCCUUGGAGGAGAUCGAACAGGAACUUGGACAGAGCGUACGGCGGAUGACAAACAAAAUCCGUGCUUCUGGCCCCGCGAUCUGCUUCCUAUCGACCUUCCUGACGCACGCAUCAUCACAUGGGGCUAUGCUGCAGCAACUAUUAAGCCGUUGGGUGUCGUGUCGAUUGCAAACCCAACGCAGCACGCGGAGAAACUCUGCUCAGAGCUAGCAAGCCUCCGAGUUGAUGUCGUUGAUCGCCCGAUCCUUUUCGUCGCUCAUAGCAUGGGUGGUAUUGUAGCUAAGAAAGCCCUUCUCAAUUCGCAAGACUCCAAUGUGGACAGUAUCGCGCCAUUGGUAGAUGAUACACGCGGCAUCAUUUUCAUGGGUACGCCUCAUUGCGGCUCGAAGUCGGCUGACGUAGCCUCUUUCCUCGCCAAAAUUGUUCGCGCCUGCAUCUUUCAGCAAGUCAACCCUUCGAUGAUCAACGAGUUGCAGAGUCAGGACCCGCAGCUCAAUGAACUCCAGAGCCACUUCCAUCGGUUGAUUGUCAAGCGCAUCAAAGAAGAUAGCGCCAUAGAAGUAUGCUGCUUCUGCGAGAGCGUCCCUUUGUCCGGAUUUGGUAUCAUUGUUCCAGAUUACUCGGCCGCUCCUCCGGGGUAUGAGCGUAUCGUUGUGGAUGCGAAUCAUGUGGAGAUGACGAAAUUCUCGAAAAGAGAGGACCAGACAUACAAGAAUGUACUGGCGGAGCUGCGGCGAAUGAUCGAGUUGACGAAGGAGCAGCGCAGAGAUGAGAGCGACCCUAGCAUGCAGAGAGGCGAUGUCGCCCACGUUGGUAACAACGAUCGAGGUGCCUUGGCCAACUACGGAAGUCAGACCAUCGGUACGGGUAAUGGAGGCUCAACCCAUUACGGUAAGUGA
Messenger RNA from Alternaria conjuncta, 1131 nucleotides. RefSeq lists its product as uncharacterized. The record is from RefSeq and is a predicted model, not a curated record. The transcript is spliced from 3 exons. Bases 1 to 1131 code for a protein of 376 amino acids. NCBI's taxonomy places the organism in Eukaryota, Fungi, Ascomycota, Dothideomycetes, Pleosporales, Pleosporaceae.